CAGCAGCUGUAGACAGUUAUGCUGCCCCCUGUAGUUUUGGAGCUGCUUCUGAAUUCUAAAGCAUUUGAAUGUUUAUUUAUUGAUACUAAAACUGAAGCAAAAGAGGUUUUUUUUCCCCACAAGUCAAGUUUCGUUAAUGUGACCAUUGAUAUAUAUUAAAAUGUAAAAUGGUUGCAAGGAAACAAUUGUGCAAACGAUGAAAAUAGAAAUGGGGAAAAAAAAGGUGAAAAUAAAGAAAUGAAACUCAAACGCUGGAAUGAGUUUGUGACUGAUGACCACAGGUUGCCAGUAAAUGCAAAGUGCAGUCACUGAGUCCGAUUACAGGAAGUCUGCCACAACAACAUGCCUGUGCUGUUGUUCACACCUGUGUGUGACUUUGUGCUGACAUGUACGGCUCAGAAACAGUUUGAGCUUGUGUGUGUUUACAUCAACUAAAAACAACCUUGAGUUUUCCUCUUCACUCCGGAGUUUGGUGCCAUGUUUCACUGCCAUUUGUUACGUUCCAGGGAUGAGUUGGAGGGUGUGCGGUGUGCGAGGCUGCGACGGCUGCUCCGGAGCACGUGUCCAUCAAGCCUGGCUUCCCCUCGGACGCGGCUGAGGCAGGGCUGAAACGGGGUUAUGUGCUGGACUCUUUCUUGGCCGGGUGCAGUGACUUCCUGGAGUCUUCCUGGAGCUAAGCUAACCAGCUUUCUUAGCAAGAAAAGGAUGAAGAAGAAGAAGACAGAUGUCAUGAGCGAUGCAAAUGUAGGAUUAGAGUCACAUCUGUCAGUCAGUUAUUAUUAGAGUGCUUAUACGUACUAUGUGCCCUCACCACAUAGUUCCACACAGCCAUUUGAAUGCCUUUGAAUGCACGUGGGCCCUUCAGCAAGGAGGAAUCAAACCUAAAAGAUUCUCAUUAUAUAAUGCAGCAUGUGUCUGCAGGCAGGCUGCAGAGCAGAGAGGCUGUCAGAGGCUACAACUCGCACCUCAUACGGCAGCCGAGAAAAAAGAGGGGGAAGGAAGGAACGCGGAGCAGGAUGAGGAUGAUGAGCUCUCUGAGUUUUGCCAGUGACUCUUUGUUCGCAUCCCAAAGAUCAGCAAGUGGUUUCAGACCAGCACGAGCUCUGAGAGGAGGACUAAGUCCAGAGAGACACAUGGAUGAACAAAGUAGGCACAGUAUUUCCAGCAAAGCCUUCGAGGAAUUCCACCAAGCCUGGCACUGACAACAGAGCUGUAAACCUAAACGGACCACACAGUAAACAAGAGCACUCUGGAAGUCGACCCGAAGCGGAAUUGCCAUUGAUCCCACCAAACAAUUCCACUUCCCCUCCCGUUGCCGGAGAAUGCUUCCCAGCAAAAAAUAGAGCACCAGGGAUGUAAGAAGAAAGGGGGAGGAAGAGGAGGAGGAGAUGGAGGAGGAGAGACAGAAGGGAGGGCCGCGGGGGGAAACACACUCUCGUGAUGCCCCUGCUUUUCUUCGCGUGCCCCCUGUGUGGAUGAACAGUUUGGCACUGGGACGACACAAAGCUCAGACGGAGUCCUCAGGAGCCAGAUCCUGUUGAUGCUCGCGAGAAGAAGAAGACUGAGGCAGCUCAUCUUUGCAUCUUCACCUGACAACUGCCCACUGAGUUAAAGGAAGAACUACAUCACAAGGGGGCAGAUAGAGGAGCCUCUAAUUGACCUGAAACAACCAAGUAUCCAACAGCAGACAAAGGAGUGACUUUUCACCUCUAGAGCUUUCCACCUUUUCCCUCCUCCCUCUCCACUCUUUGUGUCAGCAGCGAUGGGGGACUGGAGUCUCCUGGGGAAUUUCCUAGAGGAGGUCCAGGAACACUCCACCUCGGUCGGGAAGGUCUGGCUCACCGUCCUCUUCAUCUUCCGCAUCCUGGUGCUGGGCACGGCGGCCGAGUCGUCCUGGGGCGACGAGCAGAGCGACUUCCUUUGCGACACCCAGCAGCCCGGUUGCACCAACGUGUGCUACGACAGCGCCUUCCCCAUCGCCCACAUCCGCUACUGGGUGCUGCAGAUAGUCUUCGUGUCCACGCCGUCCCUCAUCUACAUGGGCCACGCCAUGCACACGGUGCGCAGGGAAGAGAAGCAGAAGAGGAGGGAGCAGGAGGAGAGGGAGGCCAGAGGGGAGGCCGAAAGAGACCUGGAGGGGGAGAAGGAGUACCUUCAGCAGAAGGAGAGCGUAAAAGUGAUGAAUUCUGAUGGGACUGGCCGUGUUCGCCUGAAAGGAGCGCUGCUUCAGACUUACAUGCUGAGUAUCGUGAUCCGCACAGUGAUGGAGGUGACCUUCAUUGUGGUGCAGUACCUGAUCUACGGGGUCUUCCUGAAGGCGUUAUACCUGUGCAAGGCCUGGCCAUGCCCCAACCCCGUCAACUGCUACAUGUCCCGACCCACGGAGAAGAACGUCUUCAUCAUCUUCAUGCUGGUGGUGGCUGGCGUGUCUCUGCUGCUCUCCGUGUUGGAGCUCUACCACCUCGGCUGGAAGAGCAUCAAGAGGUGCAUGCGAAAGAAGGCGAUACAGAGGAACAACGACAGAGCUGUGAAGGUGGCCGUGUCUGCCGCACUGGAGCCCAACAGCCCCACUCGCCCCUCGGCCUCCUGCACCCCACCCCCUGACUUCAGCCAGUGCCUGGCAGCCCCGAGCUCCAUGAACCCCAUGACCUCCAUGGCCUCGCAUCCCUUCAACAACAGGAUGGCACUGCAGCAGAACUCGGUCAACUUGGCCACCGAGCGGCACCACAGCUGCGACAACCUGGAGGACGAGGAAGACUUCCUGAGGAUGAGAUACGAGCAACCGCCCACAGAGCUGCCCAACAGCUGCGCCCCGUCCCCGCUGCUGCACUCUGGCUACAUGAAGGACAAACGCCGGCUGAGCAAGACCAGCGGGAGCAGCAGCCGGGCUCGCCAAGACGACCUGUCAGUUUAGACUCAGAACCAUUGGGGGAGGAGGGAAGGGACUGGACCUUCAGAGCCAAAGAGAAAGAGAUCCAAAGAUCGGCUUAGGAAGAGACAAAAAGUGAAAUUUCCGGCAUUGUAGCCUGACACUUGACUGUAGGGGAUGGACUAAAUGUUCACUUUAGAAAGAGACACUGAGAUCUGAGAUAGUGGACCAUGUAAACUUGACAUGUGUGAGAGUCCAGGGCUUGAAAAGCUGACAACAAAACUGCAAAAGAAAAAUAAUUAAAUAUAAUAAAAACAGGGUAACGGGUGUGACACCUGAAUAUUGCACAGUUUAUGUUCUUGUUAAACAGAACCAAAAAUUAAGAGUGAUAAAGAGGCUUUAAGGUGAGAAUGAGAUGAUGCUUGGUGUGAGAAAACUUAAGGGAAUCAGUUUAUUACAAGACAAAAUACUCCACUAUUCACUUUUAGAUAGUACAACCAACAGUUUCUUUCUCCCACUGUAAAAAAUAAGAUUCAUUAAAGGCGACAUAUUUUGCUCAUUUUCAAGUUCAUUAUUUUGGGAGGGGUUACUACUAGAAAAGGUUUAAAUGCUUUAAUGGUUUCUGUAACUCAGUAUUCCUCCUCUGUCUGAAACGCUCCUGUCUCUUUAGGGUCCUCCUGUCCUGAAUACCCAGUCUCCUCUGAUUGGUCAGCUUGCACACGCCUGAGCCAGCACCACUAACAACAACAACAACAACAACAGAGCAGCUGUGCUAAAUCAGUUCAUACAUGCCAACCCAUGCAUGAAAUAUGUGAAAGUUUGACAUAUUAAGACAGGGCUGCUGAUGAGGCGUUUCAGGAGCAGUGUUUUAUGUGGGAGAGAGGAGCGUCUGUUGGUGCGGACUUUGGGCUUUUUAACUUUCAAGAUCUUCUACACAGAUAAUAACAUAAAUAAGUAAUAUAAAAUACACUGAAGCAUUUGCCUCCUGCAGGAACUUUAAUAUGCAAUAAAACUGUGAAGCUUGCCAGUAUAUGAAUUGGAUUUUUUUCCUGUGGAGCACACUUUCGGUUUAUAAAGGUAAAGUGCCUUAACAAGAGUGAAAAUGUCUUCCCACAUAACAUGUUUCUAUUCAUAUUUUUUCCAGAAGUCAUUGCCAAAGACUGUCAAUUUAAAGUGAGCCAUAUGUCAAUUUGUUAGUCUGAUUGCACUUCACCAAAAGGUCACCAUGCUUCUUGUAAAUCAAGAACAAUCUACUUUGGAAUCUAAGAGUGAGAGUGAACUGUAUUCAUUAGUUAUGUAUCUGAAUUGAGCCUUUGUGUGCAGAAGUGAUGAGAGAAUGUAGCCUGAUUUUUAGGAUUUUCCUUGUGAAGGGAUACAAGACUGCUUAGAUGCUGUUAUGAGGAGAUCCGGCCACUGGGUGGCAGCAUUGCACUUAACGUUUCUCAGUUUCUCUCCUGGAGCCAUUGUGUAAAAUACUGAAUUUGUCCCUAUGCAAUAUGCGUUUCAGUAGAUGUCUUUGAAUGUAUUUUGUUUCAUUUCCAGUGUCUUUUUCUUACUGUAUGCAGAAUAAUUUUACAGAUUGUACGUGAUAGCCGUUUUUUUGAAGUCUAAUCCCACAUAUUACCCACAGCAAACGUUCAGCCUGCUGCUCAGUCACUGCAGCUUCUGGUUCAUUCACACAGACCUUUAUGCAAUAAAUGUCAUCACUAACCCAUCACGAAUCAAUAAAUCAUCAACUGUACAAUCUG
Molecule: messenger RNA, 4617 nt
Organism: Acanthopagrus latus (yellowfin seabream)
Lineage: Eukaryota; Metazoa; Chordata; Actinopteri; Spariformes; Sparidae
Gene: gja5a
Product: gap junction protein, alpha 5a
Exons: 4
Coding region: 1763-2914 (383 amino acids)
Biological process (GO): cell communication
Cellular component (GO): connexin complex
Source: RefSeq, a predicted model, not a curated record